AUGACUUUUAAGCCAAAGGUUUUAUUUUUAGAAUUUCCCCAAAAGCAUUUAAUGAAGCAAUUUGAGGCAAAAUUCGAUUGUAUUUUGUACCAGAUUUCAUCAGUUGAACAAUGCAUAGAGGAUUUUCAAACCAAAUUUCAAGAUGUUGAAGCUAUCUACAGUGGUUGGGCUGGGUUUGCUCCGCUUGGAGGCUUUCGGGGCAAAUUACUUGCUUUUGCACCCAAAAGAUUGAAAAUCAUCACUACUUGUACAAUUGGGGUUGAUCACUUUGAUGUUGCUGGAUUGGUAAGUCGCGGAAUCAAAUUGACCAAUGUACCUUCUCAACUUGCGUUUGAAGCAGUGGCCGAUCUUGUUCUUUACAACGCUAUAACCAGUUUUAGAAACUUUAAGAUCUAUGAGCAUAACUUUGGCGGGAAAUAUUACUCCAACACAGAAAUCUUGAGAACAUCUUUGAAACACGGUGAGUUUGACCAGAAGAAUGGGAAAGCAGUUAUGGAACCAGUGUUUGGCGGAUCGUAUGGCGUGUCGUGUUGUGGCAGGGCCAACUUGUCUCCGCGUGGCCAUAAUGCCGUUAUAAUAGGUUUUGGUAAUAUUGGACAAAUUAUUGGGGCCAGGUUGGCUGCAAUUGGAAUGAACAUACACUAUAUUAAACGGAACAAAUUAACACAAGAAGAAGAAGCAUCAUUGGGUUACAAAGUUCUGUAUCACUCGUGUUUGGAAACCACCAAGAGUAUUGCCGACCUCAUAGUAAUUGCUUGCCCAGGCACGCCACUGACAAGACACAUGAUUGAUAAAGUAAUGAUUAAUAAGAUGGAGAAACAAUUUAGAAUUAUCAACAUUGGGCGCGGCUACGUAAUCGACGAAGACGCUUUAGUUGAUGGCUUGGAGGAUGGGAAGAUAUUGUUUGCCGGCUUGGAUGUGUUUGAACAAGAGCCCAAAGUGCAUCCACGUUUGCUUAAUCGACAAGAUGUAUUGUUAACUCCACACUUGGGGUCCUCGGUAUGGGAGAACGAUCAGUAUACAGCUCAAACGUGUUUGCAGAAUAUCGAAAUAGCACUUUAUGGCACUCAAAAAGAAAGCCAGCAGUAUAUCAGCUAA
This is a messenger RNA of Lodderomyces elongisporus, 1098 nucleotides long. RefSeq lists its product as uncharacterized. Gene Ontology annotation, molecular function: NAD binding; hydroxypyruvate reductase [NAD(P)H] activity; glyoxylate reductase (NADPH) activity. Lineage: Eukaryota; Fungi; Ascomycota; Pichiomycetes; Serinales; Debaryomycetaceae. The transcript has a single exon. Gene Ontology annotation, cellular component: cytosol. The record is from RefSeq and is a predicted model, not a curated record. The coding region runs from base 1 to 1098 and encodes 365 amino acids.